Messenger RNA from Trichoderma virens Gv29-8, 1038 nucleotides. RefSeq lists its product as uncharacterized. Gene Ontology annotation, cellular component: cytoplasm; nucleus. The transcript has 2 exons. The annotation marks the transcript as partial. The record is from RefSeq and is a predicted model, not a curated record. Lineage: Eukaryota; Fungi; Ascomycota; Sordariomycetes; Hypocreales; Hypocreaceae.
GACCUCGACGCCCACGAGCAGCCCUCGGACCAGAUGAAGGCCGAGUGGAAGCACUUCUCGCGCCUCGACCAGACGGUCCUCCUCCAGGAGACGCCGCUCGACGAUCCCCAGCUUCCGCUUGACCAGAGCGGGUUUGUGCUGUCGGGGCACGUCCCGCGGUCUCAGAUAUCAGAGGCGUUUUCGCACUUGGGGUCCGAGUUUGCGGGUGAGGGAGCGGGUGAUGGCGAUGCUCCGAUUUUAUAUCAUCCUUUGCUUCCAGGCCUCCUCAUCCUCCCCUCGCUCAUCCCCCCAGCCGUCCAAACACACCUCCUCAACACCAUGAUCCACCGCGAUCUCAGCAAUCCCACCCACCAAACAAACCUCCACCUCCACUACGACCUCCCCUACCCCCCUUCCUCAGAAUCCUUCUUCUCCCUCUCCCCAGAGUCCCCCCCCUCAUUCCUCCCCAAAGACCCGGCCGUCCACAACCCCCUUUCCAUCAAACAAGUCCUCCAACGGCGUCUCCAUUGGGUCACCCUCGGCGGCCAGUACGACUGGACGAAUCGUGUCUAUCCGGAAGCUGCUCCGCCCAGUUUUCCGGAAGAUCUCGCGUCGUUUCUAAAGGCCUUGUUCCCUGAGACGCUCGCCCAGGCUGCCAUUGUCAACUUUUAUACUCCGGGAGAUACAAUGAUGAUGCACAGGGACGUCAGCGAGGAAAUCGACAAGGGUCUCGUCAGUCUGAGUUUCGGAUGCGACUGCCUAUUCAUGAUUGCGCCCAGUCGCGGCCCCGACGACGAACAAGGCCAAGAUCAAGAAUCUGAACAAGACAAAGAGGGGCAAAAGAAGAAAUAUCUUCUGCUGAGACUUCGCUCCGGGGACGCCAUCUACAUGACCAAGGAGUCGCGCUACGCUUGGCACGGCGUACCAAAAGUAAUGAAGGGCACAUGCCCGGAUUAUCUGGCAGAUUGGCCUGCCGGAGGAGAAAAUGGAGAGUUUGAGCAGUGGAAGGGCUGGAUGCAGAACAAGAGAAUCAACCUGAACGUGAGACAGAUGAGAUGA